Colletotrichum acutatum is the source of this 1866-nucleotide messenger RNA. RefSeq names its product V-type ATPase. NCBI's taxonomy places the organism in Eukaryota, Fungi, Ascomycota, Sordariomycetes, Glomerellales, Glomerellaceae. Gene Ontology annotation, biological process: proton transmembrane transport; ATP metabolic process. The record is from RefSeq and is a predicted model, not a curated record. Gene Ontology annotation, molecular function: proton-transporting ATPase activity, rotational mechanism; ATP hydrolysis activity; ATP binding. The transcript has 5 exons. Gene Ontology annotation, cellular component: fungal-type vacuole membrane; proton-transporting V-type ATPase, V1 domain. Bases 1 to 1866 code for a protein of 621 amino acids.
AUGCCUCCUGUAAGCACCCCGACCCCAAGGCCCGUUGUCGCCAUCGCCGCCUCCCCCGACUUGCCUCGGUCCCACGAUCUGUCGCGCAUGACGACUAACCGCGUAGAUAGACCCGUCAUUGUCGCCGAGGACAUGAUUGGUGUUGCUAUGUACGAGUUGGUUAGAGUCAGUCACGAUAACCUAGUCGGUGAAGUCAUUCGAAUCAACGGCGACCAAGCAACCAUCCAGGUCUACGAGGAGACUGCUGGUGUCACUGUCGGUGACCCCGUCUACCGCACCGGAAAGCCCCUCUCCGUCGAGCUCGGCCCCGGUCUGCUCAACGGUAUUUACGAUGGUAUCCAAAGACCUCUCGAGAAGAUCAGCGAAAUGUCGAAGACCAUUUACAUCCCCCGCGGUAUCGCCGUCCCUGCCCUCGACCGUAAUAAGAAGUGGGAUUUCGAGCCCACCGCAAAGGUUGGCGACCACAUCUCAGGCGGUGACGUCUGGGGUACUGUCAACGAGAACUCGUUCAUUUCCGUCCACCGAAUCCUGCUCCCUCCUCGCGCCCGCGGUACCAUUACCAAGAUCGCCAGUAAGGGACAGUACACCGUUGCCGAGCCCCUUCUCGAGGUCGAGUUCGACGGAAAGAAGACCGAGUACCCCAUGAUGCAGACCUGGCCUGUGCGAGUUCCCCGCCCUACCACCGAGAAGCUCCAGGCGAACGAGCCCUUCAUCGUCGGUCAGAGAGUGCUGGACGCCCUUUUCCCCAGUGUUCAGGGUGGUACCGUCGCCAUUCCUGGUGCUUUCGGCUGUGGCAAGACCGUCAUUAGUCAAUCUGUGUCCAAGUUCUCCAACUCCGAUGUCAUCGUCUACGUCGGUUGUGGUGAGCGCGGAAACGAGAUGGCCGAAGUCUUGAAGGAUUUCCCCGAGCUUACCAUCGACGUUGACGGUCGCAAGGAGCCUAUCAUGAAGCGUACCACCCUCAUCGCCAACACCUCCAACAUGCCCGUCGCUGCUCGUGAGGCCUCUAUUUACACUGGUAUCACGGUCGCCGAGUACUUCCGUGACCAGGGUCUCGACGUUGCCAUGAUGGCUGACUCUUCUUCGCGCUGGGCUGAGGCUCUUCGUGAGAUUUCUGGUCGUUUGGGAGAAAUGCCUGCUGAUCAAGGUUUCCCCGCCUACCUCGGUGCCAAGCUUGCCUCUUUCUACGAGCGUGCCGGUCGCGUUGUGUCUCUUGGUUCACCCGAGCGAAACGGCAGUGUCAGCAUUGUCGGUGCCGUCAGUCCCCCUGGUGGUGAUUUCUCCGAUCCCGUUACUACUUCAACUCUCGGUAUCGUACAGGUCUUCUGGGGUCUCGACAAGAAGCUCGCCCAGCGCAAGCACUUCCCCUCCAUCAACACUUCGCUCAGUUACUCCAAGUACACCAUGGUCCUCGACAAGUGGUAUGAGAAGGAUUACCCCGACUUCCCCCGUCUCCGUGACCGCAUCAGACAGCUCUUGUCCGACUCUGAGGAGCUUGACCAGGUCGUGCAGCUGGUCGGAAAGAGUGCGCUGUCUGAUCCCGACAAAAUCACUCUGGAUAUCGCCGCGCUUCUGAAGGAAGAUUUCCUGCAGCAGAACGGUUACUCAGACUACGACCAGUUCUGCCCGCUGUGGAAGACGGAGUGGAUGAUGAAGCUCAUGGUUGGCUUCCACGACGAGGCACAAAAGGCCAUUGCUCAAGGCCAGAGCUGGGCCAAGGUCCGUGAGGCCACUGGUGACUUGCAGGCCAAGCUGCGUCAACUCAAGUUCGAGGUUCCCUCCGAGGGCCAGGAGGCUAUCGAGAAGAAGUACGAGGAUAUUCAGCAGCAGAUGCUGGACAAGUUUGCCUCUGUUGUUGACGAGUAA